UAUAUGUAGGUAGUACAUAUGUAUGUAGUAUACAUGUAAACACUGAAGCAUCGAAGCCCGAUGCAACCAACAUACAUGUGCCCACAUGAAGAAUCUAAUGGACUAACCAGCCGUGUCAAUUUCGGGUUGGUACAGCAGGUCAAUUUUACUACACUUCAAACCAUCUUAACCUACAUACAGUCAGCUCUGGGUCAAAAGCAGACUUACACGUAGUUCAAGUCAAGUCAACAUUGAAUGCUCAAACACGAAAUAGGCAAACGCGGCCAGCUUGAGAUCUUGGCUUCUUUAGCUCUCCCGAAUUCAUUAGAAGCUGGAGUCGCCAUUCCUAUCGUACAUAUAUAUAUCAGCUGUGUAUUGGAUGUGCAUUUGAUGGACUACUUAAAAAGACACAUCGGUGCAUUCCCCAUCACCUCACCUCACCUCGACAAAGUUAUCUAACCUUACCAUUUUGCAACAGAAAAUUGCAGGCCCCACGAAUAUCAUGGCUAAUUAUGCCAGAGCUUCCGAAUCGGAAGACAGAAUCAUCAUCGCCCUAGACUUUGGCACCACAUACUCGGGGAUUGCUUAUACAUUCUGCAAUCCAGGCAAGAAACCGGAAAUCGUCCCGAUCUUAGAUUGGCCAGGACUCAAGGGUCACAGACAGCCCAAGGUCCCAUCAUUGAUAUGUUACGACCCUGAUGAUCCCACCAAGUUCAAAUGGGGUGGGCAAGUUAGCUGGCGGGAUGAUAAGGUCCAGGGAGUGAAGUUGCUUCUUGAUCCUGACCAGCCCCAGCCUUUAUACCUGCCGACAGGAAACAAGAAGCUUGAACUUAAGAAGUUGCCCAAGGAUCCUGUCGACGUUGUUGCCGACUUUAUUGGUGCCAUCUAUAAGCAUGCGCUCUCGAAGAUCGAGUCAGCCGGCAUCAAGGAUUACUUCGACUUUUGCCAGAAGCAGUUCGUCUUAAGCGUACCAGCCGUCUGGUCCGACAAGGCCAAAGAUAGAACUCUUCGGGCUGCCAAGAAAGCCGGCAUUCACCCCGUCACGUUGAUUAAGGAGCCCGAAGCUGCAGCUCUAUACACAUUACACCUACACGAAAGAGCGUUGAACGUUGGCGAUGCAUUCCUUGUUUGUGAUGCCGGAGGAGGCACAGUUGAUCUUAUUACCUAUGAGGUCACUAGGUUGUUACCAACUCUUGAGUUGGCAGAAGUCGUCCCAGGCUCUGGUGGUAUGGCCGGUUCACUCGGACUUAAUACACGGUUCACGGAGGCAGUCCACAACCUCGUAGGGGACAAGCAGUGGGCAACUCUCGAGAAGAGCGUAGGUUGGUUCAAGGCGCAGGAAGAAUUCGAUAAGGUGAUCAAGCUUGCCUUCCGAGGCGACACCGACGAAGAGUUCUACGUCUCUUUCCCCCAGGCCAAGCUCCAAGACGACCCCAUAGAGAAUCUUGUCGGCAAUUGCUGGACCAUGACUGGCAUGGACGUGGAGGAUAUCUUCGAUCCUCUCGUUUGGGACGUGCUCGGUUUAAUCAACGACCAAGUAAAAAAAGCCCAACUAGCACGACGAGGGAAAGGGGUGAAGGGAAUAUUUUUGGUAGGAGGCUUUGGCUCAAGCCAAUACCUUAAAGAGCGCGUCGAGCAAUCUGUCCCCAAUGUCCAGGUCAUUCAGCCGGAUGAUGCUUGGGCUGCUAUUGUCAAAGGAGCCGUCCUAAGUCGAGUCCCAGAACAGGCGGCCGUCACUUUGACCAAGGCAGUCCGCCACUACGGCGUGGAGGCGUGGGCUAAGCUCGAGCCUACCACAGAUCUAGGCCAACCUACGCGAUUCUUCCCUGAUGAUGGAUUUUCACGAGUGCUGAGAAACACGUGGUAUAUCUACUCCGGCGAAGACCUCAAGCGCGACAAGCCCAUCAGGUUUUCCUUCCAGCGAACCAUCAACUGCAGCAAGCACACCGAUGACUCCUUCGUCUUUGAAGACGAACUCAUCUUUUCCGAAUCUACCUUACCUCCUACUCACCCGGGAAAGGAAACUGGGGUCAACUGCACCCUGACGGCAAACCUUGCCAAAGUAGACAAGUCGCUCUUCCCGGUCAAGAGGGGCGCCAAUGGAAAACUCUACUACGAAAUCGAUUUCGAUCUUGUGAUCUCUACCACCACGGCGAAUAUGAAGUUUUCCUUUGAGAUAGGAGGCAAAGAAUUCGGAACCGUGGAUGCGAAGUAUGAGUAGCUAUCUGGUACUUAGGAAGAAUGUGAAGUACUUAUCCAUCCAUUAUAGUAUCAUUAUGGGUUAUACCUAGGUAUCUUGGAUCGGAAAACAAGAAUGAAGUUGAAAGUCGAAGGUUGGGG
Messenger RNA from Hypoxylon fragiforme, 2319 nucleotides. Its product is annotated as actin-like ATPase domain-containing protein. The annotation marks the transcript as partial. The record is from RefSeq and is a predicted model, not a curated record. The transcript has 9 exons. Lineage: Eukaryota; Fungi; Ascomycota; Sordariomycetes; Xylariales; Hypoxylaceae. Gene Ontology annotation, molecular function: ATP-dependent protein folding chaperone; ATP binding.